This is a messenger RNA of Histoplasma mississippiense, 312 nucleotides long. RefSeq lists its product with no specific name. The coding region runs from base 1 to 312 and encodes 103 amino acids. The transcript is spliced from 2 exons. The record is from RefSeq and is a predicted model, not a curated record. NCBI's taxonomy places the organism in Eukaryota, Fungi, Ascomycota, Eurotiomycetes, Onygenales, Ajellomycetaceae.
AUGAAGCAAAGCAUCCUGGUUGGUCUAUGCGAAUCACAUUAUCUGUCCUGGAAUUUCCAGAAUAUUGCGAGUGCAUGUGGUACGAUUGAAUUCCGUCGCCCACCGGCUGUCAAGUCUGCCGCAGAGGCAAUUCAUUGGAUCUCCUUCGCGCUGGGGUACGUCGCUCAUUCGAUGCAGAGAGAUUGGAGUACAGUCGCGCAAACAAACACCUUCCCUUCCAUGAAUGAUCUCCGGGCAGCUGUGGUCAGCGGGCUUCAAAAGAAGAACGAAAAACCAAUGAAGAAAAAGUGUCUUUGCCGAGAAGGACUCUAA